Danio rerio (zebrafish) is the source of this 1123-nucleotide messenger RNA. The record is from RefSeq and is a predicted model, not a curated record. NCBI's taxonomy places the organism in Eukaryota, Metazoa, Chordata, Actinopteri, Cypriniformes, Danionidae.
ACAGGGACCACAUGCUCAAAGUCUGUCUUUAUUCAAUUUGGGGUAAGUUUUGGUCAAUGUAUGAUAGCAGAACAAAUCUGAAUAGAGUGCAAAAUUUAUAAUCAGAUCAUCCUGAAUAUUUUGUUUGAUCUUACAGAGAGUAUCCCUACACCUUUCAGAUGAGCUUGAAACACAAUAUUUAAUGGAAAGUGGUGCACUAAUUAGAAAAAUUGGAAUGUACCUUGUCAUUGAUACUAACAUUGGGCUGACAGUUUUGUGGGACCGCAAAACCACCAUUCACAUCAUUCUGCAACCUGAGUACAUGGGAGAAGUAUGCGGCCUAUGUGGAAAUUUUAACGGAGAUGGAAAAGACGACUUCACCACUAAAGGUGGUGUGCAAACUUCAAAUGUAAUUGAGUUUGUUGACAGCUGGAAGCAGAAAACCUCCUGCCCUGAUGCUGCACCAGACUUUGACCCAUGCGUUAAGAACCUUUAUAGAGAGGAAUGGGCAGUAUUAAAAUGUAGCAUCAUAACGAGUGAUACAUUCAAAGACUGCCAAAAAAAGGUGGAUCCAACACCGUAUUAUGACAACUGUUUGAAGGACACGUGUGCAUGUGACACUGGAGGAGAUUGUGAGUGCUUGUGUACGGCUGUGGCUGCUUACGCUCAAGCCUGCAAUGAGGCUGAUGUUUGUGUGAACUGGAGAACACCUGAUUUCUGUCCUGUUUACUGUGACUACUAUAAUAAACCAGAUGAAUGUACGUGGCAUUACAGUCCUUGUCAUCCACCUUGCUACAAAACCUGUCUCAACCCUAGUGGUAUCUGCAAUAACACUUUACCCAACCUGGAAGGAUGUUUUCUGACGUGUCCAGAUGACAAACCAUUUUAUGAUGAUGAAAACCAAGUCUGUGUAAAGGACUGUUAUAUAAGUACAACUAUUUCAACAUUGACAACCACCUACACAAGUCCACUUCCUACAUCUAGUCUUAUGCCAUCUACAACAUCAGAAAUACCAUUUACAACUAGUAUAACUCCUAGUACUAGAUCCAAUUCAACAUUUUCCACCAUAUCAGUUACUACAACCCCCCAGAAUCCAUCUACAACAUCAGAAACACUAUCUAGAACUAUACAACUCCUGGCAUAA